Messenger RNA from Penicillium subrubescens, 1245 nucleotides. RefSeq names its product SNG1 family protein. Lineage: Eukaryota; Fungi; Ascomycota; Eurotiomycetes; Eurotiales; Aspergillaceae. The record is from RefSeq and is a predicted model, not a curated record. Bases 1 to 1245 code for a protein of 414 amino acids. The transcript has a single exon. Gene Ontology annotation, cellular component: membrane.
AUGCAAAUUCCCAGGCAGUUUUUAGGUGGCGUGGGUGGCUCAUUUGUCCUCAUUCAGCUUUUGUUCCUCGCAAACAUGGGCUACCUAUAUGGCACCGCCUUCAACGACUCGCAGCGCAUUAAAGCCUUGAAACUCCUCUUCGUCGACUACGACCACGGCAUCAUUGGCCAAUCAGUUAGGGCAGCGUAUUCCGAACUGGAAAACUCUAAUUUUCCGACGCUAACUGAAUCUUUAUCGAUCGACUUUCCGAGCGCAAGUGACAUCCGGAAAUCCGUCUGCAAAGGUCACUACUGGGGGGCGAUUUACGUCAACCAGGAUGCUUCUUCGCGAUUAUCCACCGCGCUCGCUUCUCCGGAAACCGCGGGAACCUACGAAAAUUCCUACGCAUUGAGUUAUGUUUUCAACAGUGCGAGAUAUCCCGCCUACGCCCAAACAAUCUCUUCAAGCCUACAGAUCCUGGUCCAAGGAGCUAGAACUGGCUACAAUGCAAUCAAUGGAACCGCAGCGAUGUCUAAGCUCAACACGACCGAUCAAAACAUCGCCCAGAUCUUGCUUGACCCAAUCUCCGCCACAUAUAUUGAUAUUAAGCCGACGGCCCAGGGUGUUCGUUUCUACUACAACACCGUCUCUAUGGCGAUGGUUAUUCUGCCACAAUUCUUCUUCAUCAUGGCUCUGAACGGAAUUUCUGCCCAGACUAAAAUCUUCCAAUCCUUCUCCCUGAGAAAGAAUAUCUCCCUUCGACUCGGCUUGUCCGUUUGCUUCACCUUCAUCGCUUCAUUAUGCAUGAGCGGCUACAUCUGGGCGUUUCGAGAAGAUUGGGGUACCACAUCCAGUCAGUACGGGCUAACAUGGAUGAUCAUCUGGCUGGUCAUGCACCUGAACUUCUUCAUCAUUGAUUCAGUCACAGCGGUAAUUCCGGUUCAAUUCAUGCCAUUUUUUAUCCUCACUUGGAUCAUCAUGAAUGUCUCAAGCACUCUCAGUCCUUUUGAGUUGUCACCUGGAUUUUACCGCAUCGGAUAUGCUCUUCCCGCUUAUGAGCUCUACCAGGUCCUCCUCGAUAUUUGGACACAUGGCUGCAACCCGACUCUCUAUCGGUCACUGCCGAUUCUGUUUGCCUGGUGGCUUGUGAGCGCGGUCACCUUCUUCGCUACAAUGCGCAGGCGAGUCCUUUUGGUCUCAGCCAAGCCCGGGGAGCCUAGUAUCUCCGACCCCGAGAAAGUUGAACCUGAGGGACGUGGAUACUAA